GGAUGGUCUCAAAGUCACACUCUCAUCGGACGGUUCUCUCGACACAAACGACUCGUUCAACUCACAUCGGCAUCACCCAUCUCUCGCUGAAGUGCGGCUAUCUAAUGGAUGAAGACUCCAGCCCCGAUUCGGAGCGGCUGCAGAGCCUGGGGGAUGUGGACAGUGGCCACAGCACAGCGCACUCCCCGAAUGACUUCAAGAGCAUGUCGCCACAGAUCACAUCGCCCGUCUCCCAGUCACC
Molecule: messenger RNA, 241 nt
Organism: Drosophila persimilis
Lineage: Eukaryota; Metazoa; Arthropoda; Insecta; Diptera; Drosophilidae
Product: JNK-interacting protein 1-like
Exons: 2
Source: RefSeq, a predicted model, not a curated record